AGUUACACUGCAGCUUUCAGAAGGAGAAAGAGUGUGUGAGAGAGAUAGAGAAAACGAUCGAGUGAGUGAGCGUGAGAUAGAUAGCAAGACAGAUAACUAAAUAGACGAAGAAAGAAAGACCGAAGGAUUGGAAAGGAAGUGAUAACGAAAGGAUAGAGAAAAUUAAGGAGAUGUGUUCUUGUAUGAAUCAACCUCUUCCAUGCAGAACGUCUCAAGAUCGGCCGACCGUGCCGUUCGAUCAACCGUUAAGCGUCGAUACGUCGGUCGAAUACGAAAUUGACUAUAGUAAAUUUCCGGACUGGGACAAGAGUGAACAAGCCCUAAGAAUAGCUUUGCCGCUUCAUCACCUUCCUCCGCCUCCACCACCACCACCACCAGCACAACCGACUCAACCCCAACAACCAAACAAUCUAUCACCGUUGCUGUUUGUACCGACUAGACCUACAAAUCAUUUGACAAACGUCCAUCGAUCUGAAAUCGAAUACUUGAUGACGUUGAUCGAUUCGCUUCAAAGACCGCCAAUUGCGUACGAAACUCAAGUCAUUCGACGACCGCCCACUUGGAAAUGCGUUCGAGCGCAGACGAAUCGGAGGACGAAACGGAAAUUGUGCGAUUAUGUGACCGAAUCGUGUAAACUAUCGCGUUUGUACUCACAAACCGUUAAUCAGGAUAUACUUUUUGCGCACUGAUAAACUAUCUUUUUUAUCUUUAAUUCUUUCUUUUCUUAAAUAUGCUUUAGAAAGAAAACAAAUGACAAAAAAACCCAAAAAUUUUUCUCUUGUAUCACAUUUGAACUUAAAAAAUAUGCUAGUAUUUGUGCAUAUUUAUUAAUUAAUGCAUAAUUAUAUACAUAUUAAUAUAUACUAUAUAUCUAUAUGUAUAUAUAUACAUGUACAUAUAUGAC
This is a messenger RNA of Dimorphilus gyrociliatus, 904 nucleotides long. The record is from the annotation of a GenBank genome assembly. NCBI's taxonomy places the organism in Eukaryota, Metazoa, Annelida, Polychaeta, Dinophilidae.